Toxotes jaculatrix (banded archerfish) is the source of this 927-nucleotide messenger RNA. RefSeq names its product thioredoxin domain containing 17 (gene txndc17). Gene Ontology annotation, molecular function: protein-disulfide reductase [NAD(P)H] activity. Lineage: Eukaryota; Metazoa; Chordata; Actinopteri; Toxotidae. Gene Ontology annotation, cellular component: cytosol. The coding region runs from base 120 to 491 and encodes 123 amino acids. The transcript is spliced from 4 exons. The record is from RefSeq and is a predicted model, not a curated record.
UUUGGAGUAUUUCUACCAGGUCCAGUGUGUGCAGAGCAGCAGUAUUUCUGCCAACACUUGUUAGUGCCUCAUACUUUAGCUUUAACUUUGUGCAGUUUCAUAUUAACGCGAUCUAAACGAUGGCCCAUUACGAAGAAGUAAAUGUUCGUGGCUAUGAUGAGUUCUGUCAAGCUGUGUCUGAAAGGAAAGGAAAGGAUAUUUUUGCCUAUUUCUCUGGUGAUAAAGACGCCGCAGGAAAGAGCUGGUGUCCAGAUUGUGUGAAAGCUGAGCCAGUUGUAAGAGGAGAGAUGACUCAUCUUCCUGAGGGCUCUGUCUUCAUCUACUGUCAAGUUGGAGAAAGAGCUUAUUGGAAGAAUCCAAAUAACGACUUCAAGAAGACUCUGAAGUUGAGUGGAGUUCCCACCCUACUGAGAUAUGGCACACCUCAGAAGUUGGUGGAGGAGGAAUGCUUCAAAGCAGAACUGGUGAGGAUGAUGUUCACUGAGGACUAAGGGAUCCCGUGCUGCUCACAUCACUCAUGAAGCAUUCAAGAUUUCUUCACUGUUAAACAGUAAAUGUCAUUUGCUACAGUUCAGUUUCAGCACUACUUCGUCAUUGAAUAUUGAUAACCAUUCACAAAAUGCAUCUCCCACUGUAAUUUGGUGCAAAUUACCAACUGCACACUUUAAAAUAAUGGUCAUCCUGUGUAAUACACAGCUACUCAAUUAACUCUAUACUGGAAUAACACAGAAUGGAUGCAAUUCAUGCUCGUUUUUCUUGUUGUCAUUUAUGUGCAAUCAGUUGAUUCUGAAUUAUAAUUUGAAGUUGAUAUAUUUCCACUCAGUUAUAAGAAUAUCUGGGGAUUUUUUUUUAUUGUGACUGUUUUUAUGUGAUUUCUCUUACCUUGCAGAAGGUACUUGAAUAAAGUGGCACUUGAUGUUGAACGUA